AUGGUUAAGGGAAAGAAAUAUGGUCCAGCGAAAUUACCUGUGGCCCAACUCACAAUUCUUGCAAUAUGUAGAUUUGCAGAACCCGUUGCCUUGACUUCAGUCUUUCCAUAUCUACCUGAGAUGAUCGAAAGUUUUGGGGUAGAGGAGAAAGAUGUAGCAAAAUGGGCAGGUAUCACAUCUGCCGUGUUUUCAUUAUCUCAAUGCAUCACAGCCAUCUUGUGGGGAAGAGCUUCCGAUAUAUUUGGUCGGAAACCUACAAUUUUGACGGGUUUGACAUGCACAAUGGUACUAAAUAUCGUAUGGGGCAUGUCAGUGACUUUACCUAUGGCUAUCAUUGCUAGAGCACUUCAAGGAGCUUUUAAUGGAAAUGUGGGGAUUAUCCGAACAAUGGUAGCAGAAAUGGUUCCUCAGAAGGAACUACAACCAAGAGCUUUUUCUAUCAUGCCUUUAGUAUGGAGUCUUGGCUCUAUCUUUGGUCCAUCGUUCGGAGGGUUCUUUGCUCGACCGGCACAGAACUUUCCAAACCUUUUCGGCAACAACAGAUAUUUCUUGAAUUUCCCUUUUGCAUUACCAAAUAUUAUUGCUAGUUUCCUUUUUAUGAUUGGAAUUACAACUGGAAUUUUGUUCCUUAGGGAAACUCUGGAAUCAAAACGUAAUAAGAGAGAUUGGGGCCUAGAAAUGGGGAAGAAAGUGAUUAGCUCUUCCAAAGUGCUCUGCUGUCAAGCUCGAACUAAGCACCACUCCCCUGGUCAUCCAGCCUACGAUGAAUCAUCAGCAUCACUUCUUAGACCUACAUCUGCUUCUGAGUCGGAUUCUACUGAAACCUUUGAUGAUAACUUCGAAUCCCCGAAAUCAAAACCUUCAGUCCCCCCUCCAAGUCUUCGGGAAGUAUUCACACGUCAAUCAGUCAUUAACCUUGUUGCAUAUACAUUCCUCGCUCUUCAUUCCGUCUCCUAUGAUCAAAUUCUCUCAGUUUUCAUGCAUCAUCCUCGUCAAAUCCACGAUUCAACAAACACACAACUUCCUUUCAAAUUCUCUGGUGGUUUUGGACUUCAUUCUGGUAGGAUCGGCACAAUUUUCACUCUGUACGGUGUCGUCGGUGGCUUCAUCCAAUUUGUAAUCUUUCCACCCGCGGCUCGCAAAUUUGGGGUUCUAAAUUGCUUCAAAGUAUGCGCCGUAACAUUUCCCAUCAUCUGUUUCGUCACUCCCUAUACCGCUCUCAUCGAGUCAUCGACCUGGCAACAAAUCAUGAUUUUCGCCAUCCUAAUUGUCAAAUCAUUCGCGGUCAUCUUCGCCUUCCCAUGUUGCAUCAUCCUCCUCACCAAUUCUGCAGUUAGUCUCCGUAUCCUGGGUACAUUGAACGGCUUCGCAGUUUCCAUCUCGGCAGUCGGUAGAGCUAUUGGACCUGCUAUGUCAGGAGCAGCUUUUACAUGGGGAUUAAAAGAAGGAUACGUCAUCACUCCUUACUUUUUACUUGGCACAAUUGCAGCUAUCGGUGCAAUACCUAUUUGGUAUCUAGAAGAAAUGGAAGGAUUUAAUAAAAGCGGCACAAGCGACGAUGAAGCAGAAGUAGAAUCGUUACUUCCGGCCAACGAUGAAGAAACGGGAUUACUAGCAGGUGAUGAAAGAAUUAGGCGAGAUCCUAAUGAAGAAGCAUUAGAUGUUGUGGAGGGUGCACCACUCUCGAAAUCUAUUACUAUCUCAGCGAGUAAGAGAAGAGAAAGUAGAUUGGAGGAGAAUAUGAGUAGUCCUAUUGGAAUGCUAGGUGGAAGUGUCGGACCUGGAGGAGGAAGAAGAUUAAGUAAUGGACUUGCGGUUAGUAACUUUGGGCAAGGGACUGGUGGGACGAGUUUCACUUGA
This is a messenger RNA of Sclerotinia sclerotiorum 1980 UF-70, 1860 nucleotides long. RefSeq lists its product as hypothetical. The record is from RefSeq and is a predicted model, not a curated record. Gene Ontology annotation, molecular function: transmembrane transporter activity. The transcript is spliced from 5 exons. Gene Ontology annotation, biological process: transmembrane transport. Bases 1 to 1860 code for a protein of 619 amino acids. Lineage: Eukaryota; Fungi; Ascomycota; Leotiomycetes; Helotiales; Sclerotiniaceae.